This is a messenger RNA of Acanthoscelides obtectus, 1988 nucleotides long. The record is from the annotation of a GenBank genome assembly. Lineage: Eukaryota; Metazoa; Arthropoda; Insecta; Coleoptera; Chrysomelidae.
GGCUUUUUUUACAAACCGGCGAGACCAUGAAAAGGCGCGUACACAUCUGGCGAACGCAUGUGGCCGAAGCUCUUCGAUCGAAUUCAUUCGAUGAUUUCGACGUUCGAUGGAAAAUUUGCUCUGCCGUCCACAUUACGGUGAACGAAUUCGUUUGCAGUCAUUCGUCGAGGUUCGCGGGUAUUUUUGUAAAUGGUAAAAAAUGGCGUCCGAUGAUGAGGAUAUAAUUAUUGCAAGUGCGUUGUAUAUUAUUAUUAGUGAGGCGGAGACCGAAGCAUUGAAAGAGCCCCCCAAGAAACGACGAAAACGGCGCUGGUGGACAACAUCAUUGUUCAAAAGCAGAAGUCGGUAUAGAGGGAUGGACUUAAUUAGUGAUCUAAAAGCUGAAAUGGAAUACGGACUUUUUGUAAAUUUUUGUAGAAUGAAGUCUACUGAUUUUGAAUGGUUAUUAAAUGAAAUCGGUCCAAAAAUCGCGAAACAAGAUACAAAGUUUAGAGAAGCAAUACCGUCAACAGAAAGGUUAAUGUUAACCCUACGAUAUUUAGCUACUGGUGACUCAUAUACAAGUUUAAUGUAUACUUUUAAAAUUUCAAAACAACUCAUUUCAAGGAUUAUACCAGAAGUUUGCUCUGCUAUAAUUGAGAUGCUUCAAGAAUACGUUAAGGGCACGUUCAGAUGACACGCGUUCAACGCGCGUUGAACGCGCUCUAAAUUUUUGUAUAGUGUUCACAUGACACGCGCUUGUCAGGCGUUGAACGCGCGUUACCGCGGCCGCCAUGGUUCAGUCAGAAGAGUUGUUAUAUUUGUCGAAGAUGGACGUAGAAACAGUUUUAACGGUGAAUUUAUACCGACGAUGGCAGAAACGACGCGACAGAAGACGGAGAUAUUGGGUCCACCCAAUUUUGUCACACAGGCUGACUGAAAGCCAGUACAUAAUUUUGUAUCCCAAGUUAAGGCAAUUCGGACCCAAAUUUUUUAACUACUUCAGAAUGUCCAUCAAGUCAUUUGAUGACUUACUGGCUCUCAUAAACGAUGAACUCGUAGCAGAUAAAAACGCUGUGCGAUAUAGCAUUUCACCAGAAGAAAAACUCAUAAUUACAUUGAGAUAUUUGGCCACAGGAUGUUCACUUGGGACAUUAAGCUACGAUUAUAGAAUUGGAAAAUCUACUGUGGCUACUAUAAUACCACAUGUAUGUGAAACUAUUUGGAGAAAAUUGAGACCCAUUGUUAUGAGUGAACCAACGAAAGAAAAGUGGUAUGAAAUAUCCACGAUAUUUGAAAAGAACUUAAAGUUUCCAAAUUGUUUGGGAGCCUUGGACGGGAAACAUAUACGGUUAAUCCAGCCUGAACACACGGGUUCCAUGCAUUAUAACUACAAACACUUUUUUUCGCUAGUUUUAUUGGCGCUAGCGGAUGCAAACUAUUGUUUUGUGUGGGUUGACAUAGGUGCCUAUGGUAAAAACAGUGACUCAGGUAUAUUCAACAAUUCAUCAUUGUACAAAAAGCUGACAGAAAGGUCAUUAGACCUACCUGAGCCAAAGGCAUUGUUAAUACAAAAUAGACCGACAGUGUCGCCAUAUGUGAUAGUGGCUGAUGAAGCUUUUGGUAUGAUGGAGAAUUUAAUGCGGCCAUAUGGGGGAAGGUCACUAACUUAUGCUAAAAAAAUAUUUAAUAACCGUUUGACAUUAGCACGCCGGUAUGUUGAAUGUACUUUUGGUAUAAUGUGCAAUAAAUGGCGCAUUCUACAUAGGCCGUUAGAUGUUAACAUCGGUUUUGCAGAAAAGAUCGUAAAAGCGAUAUGUACACUACACAAUUAUGUCAGAAUGAGGGAUGGCUACAAUUAUGAAGAUACACUUUAUACUCCACCACUGGAAAAUGUAGCCUCACAUUAUACCGGGCGUGCUGUGCGACAGGCGGAUAAUGUUCGAGUACAUUUAACAAAUUAUUUCAUCAACGAAGGAAAAGUUGAUUGCUUGGAUCGCAAUAUUUAA